This is a messenger RNA of Macrosteles quadrilineatus (aster leafhopper), 1782 nucleotides long. Its product is annotated as stromal membrane-associated protein 1-like. The record is from RefSeq and is a predicted model, not a curated record. The coding region runs from base 106 to 1404 and encodes 432 amino acids. Lineage: Eukaryota; Metazoa; Arthropoda; Insecta; Hemiptera; Cicadellidae. The transcript has 9 exons. Gene Ontology annotation, molecular function: metal ion binding; GTPase activator activity.
GCCAUCAAGGAAGAAGGGAGGAGGUUAACUAAACUAACUUACUGUUAGCCUUAGCCAUUAUUAUCGGAAAUUGUUUAGUUGUAGUGUCUAUUCAAAAUUCAUACAAUGAGUUCCAAAGCUGAAAAAGAAAAGCUAAAACAAAUUCAAGAUAAAUGCCAGACGCUUCUAAACCAAAUGUUAAGGGAUGAAGACAACAAGUAUUGUGUAGACUGUGAUGCUAAGGGUCCAAGAUGGGCGUCCUGGAACUUGGGGAUCUUCUUAUGUAUUCGCUGCGCCGGAAUCCACCGUAACCUUGGGGUCCACAUCUCCAAGGUCAAGUCUGUCAACCUCGACUCAUGGACACCAGAACAAGUUGUCAGUCUGCAGCAGAUGGGAAACUCGCGAGCACGAGCAGUGUACGAGGCUAACCUCCCGGACAACUUCCGCCGGCCCCAGACUGACUCUGCUCUCGAGGCAUUUGUCCGAGCCAAGUACGAGGCCAAGAAGUACAUUGCUCGUGAGUGGGUGCCCCCUCCUCUGCCUAAGGUUAACUGGGACAAAGAAUUGGAAGAAGAAGCAGAAAGGUCGAAGAAGAAGAAGCGUGAAUCCAAGCUUUCUUCGGCUCCGGUCAAUGUUCCUGGUCGCAAGCUUGACAACGUUAUACCGCAGCCGCUGCCCAAGCCAUCGACUAGCCCCAAACCUCAACGGCCUGUUCAGUCCAGCGCCCCUGCGGCUGCGCAUACCCCUGCUUCAGCAGACCUGCUUGCUCUGGACACACCUGUCCAAGAGAGCAGCCCAGCUGUUGGUAGUGGGGGAGGUGGAGGGGGAGGGACGGACGACUUUUCGUCAUUCCUCUCAGCACCCCCGACGCAGACACAAACCUCCACCAGCCAAUCACAACGCAGCGCUGAAGAAGACAGUUUCUUCAACCAGCCACAAAGUGGUACCCCUGCUGCGCCGGCCCCUGGCACUAAACUCACCACCGACAGUAUUCUGGCGCUGUACGGCAAGAGUCAGCCUGCGCCGGCUCCAACCCACAACCCGUUCCCUCUACAGGGAGGGUUCAUGCCAGUAGCGCCGCCCGGUGCAGCGCCGGGAGUCACGGGUCCAAUGCCCAUGUUCCAGCCUUCACCAUUCUGUGUCGGCGUCCCUAACGGAAUGAUUCCUCCUGCCCAGGUUCCUGUUCAGGGAUCAAUGUUUCCUCCAAUGGGAGGUGUUCAAGCAACGAAUAUCAAUCCAGCAUCAAACCCUUUCUACAACAUGGCUGCUACCGGGAGUGCUGCAGUGCUGCCUCAGACAGCUCCUGUCAACUACGCCUCUUCUGGCAACCGACUGACCCAACAGAUGGCAGGACUCAACCUCGGCACUCCGAUGGUCCCUCCGAACCCUUAUCAGCCGACCAUCCCUCCUCCCCUCUGGCAGUAACCUCGUCCACUACGACUACGAUGCUCCGAUCUCUCCAGCCCAUAGACGCUGUCAUAUCAGUCUUUACUUUCCAAUCAAUUAAAUAUUGUUUCGAUCAUUCUAUUGAAAUCAGUGUACUCUAUCUGUUUUGGUGCAUAGAUAGUUUCGGUCCCGUGGCGUCAGGCUGUUUAAAUGUUUAAGUCAUUGUAAUCGUAUAAGAUAUAAAAAAAAAUAUUUGUUGUCUUUUAAAAAAAGAUGUAUAUGAGAUGAGUUUAUACAGCGAGUGCAAUACGGUAAUGUUCGAUAUUGUUAUUUAUAAUUUACAGUAGAUAAUUUUUAUUACUGUCAAUUAAGUGAAGCUUAACAUUAAUUGUUGUGUCAAUUAAUGAAUAAAUCAUG